Amyelois transitella is the source of this 595-nucleotide messenger RNA. RefSeq lists its product as uncharacterized. The transcript has 3 exons. Lineage: Eukaryota; Metazoa; Arthropoda; Insecta; Lepidoptera; Pyralidae. The coding region runs from base 98 to 415 and encodes 105 amino acids. The record is from RefSeq and is a predicted model, not a curated record.
AGGUAUUUGUAUUAUUUCACAUUUGACUUAAUUGUUGAUCCGUUAUACUUAAUUGUUUUGUUUUUAAAUAAAGAAAUCUCAAAAUAAUGAAUUAAACAUGUCUGUGGCAGGACAAAUGAAUCAGCAGUUGCAACAAGAUCUCCAAAAUGAGCUGACAACUGCAAACCAACUUUUACGACUAAUAUCUUUAGAACUACAACAAAUCAAGCAUUUCACACGAAGCAAUGGAGAAUUUGAAGGCAAUAUCAAAAAGAAUGCAUCUUUACUCACUACAUUGGGGAACCUGCAGCAAAUUGAUUUAGAAAAUAUACCUCCAAUGACAAGGAAGGAAAUAAACAUGAGCAACAAUUCAAACCAGAAUGUGUCUUACCAACAACAUGAAACAUUCAGAAACAGCUCGGGAAUAGAUGACUGAUGUUUCAUAAAUUUCUCUUUUAUAAAUUUAAAACUUCAGGCAUCACCCUGAUGCUCUAAAUAAAAUAACUGUCGGUAAUAUAUGUGUACAUGAGUGUUUAAAAUAGCUUUAUAUACUUCUAACAGAUUCCCAUGUUACCUACAAAAUAGGGUAAGUAAUAAUAAACAACAAUUAUUUUAU